GUUACAUUUUUGUGGCAGAUGCUGGACUUUCCAGCAGCUGUGAUAUGAAAUGGAUUUGAUAUAAAUGUACAGCUCUGAAUGAGGUCAGCUUCACAACAUGAGAAGGCAGGAAAUGUGACUUCAUGCAAGCGACUUUACAGUAAAUAUAUUGGGGUAUAGCAUAGCUGUCACUAUGGCAACGAGCGCUGUUCCCAGUGACAAUCUCCCCACGUAUAAGCUGGUAGUGGUGGGGGAUGGGGGAGUGGGGAAGAGUGCGCUCACCAUUCAGUUCUUUCAGAAGAUCUUUGUCCCUGAUUACGACCCCACCAUCGAGGACUCCUACCUCAAACACACUGAGAUUGAUGCCCAGUGGGCCAUAUUGGACGUUCUGGAUACAGCAGGCCAAGAGGAGUUCAGUGCUAUGAGGGAACAGUACAUGAGGACUGGGGACGGGUUCCUCAUCGUGUUCUCUGUCACAGACAAGGCCAGCUUUGAACAUGUGGACCGCUUCCAUCAACUCAUCCUCAGGGUGAAGGACCGGGAAUCCUUUCCUAUGGUUCUUGUGGCCAACAAAGUGGAUCUGCUGCACUUACGUAAAAUACCCAGUGAUCAGGGGAGGGAGAUGGCUAGUAAACACAGUAUAGCUUACAUUGAAACCAGUGCUAAGGACCCAGCCAUGAAUGUUGACAAGGCGUUCCACGAGUUAGUUAGAGUAAUCAGGCAACAGAUUCCAGAGAGGAGCUUGAAGAAGAAGAGGAAAACCAAGUGGCGAGCCGACAGGUCCACUGUCUCCCACCGACUGCACUGUGUUGUCCUAUGAUGGUUUUUUACUUGUACAGCUGCUCCCUACAGGACAGGGGGAAGAUGAUUACAUUUAGGAGUGUUUACUCUCUACACAUAGUUCCAGGAGGCAGUUUGUACCCUCUAUCCUGGCACAUGAGUUAGGUGGAAGGGUCAGGUCCAGCAGCACAGGAGUUUCCCAGACACGGGAUGUGACUGACUCGCCCUAAAAGGACCAGUGGAAUAAUUUACAGCUCUUCUGGGAAUGUGCACUAACUUACUCAAGUACAUGGUGAUAAAGUGGCAUCAACACUGCCUUUAUCUACCAAUGAAGCUCUUUGACAGAGAAACUGGACAUAUGGGCUCACAAAGAUAAUCUGUAAAUAAUUAGGACAUACUGUAGUAGGGUCACACAAACAUCGUUUUACUAAGAUGUAGGCCUUUAAAACUUGGUCCUUGUUGUUUUUAAAUAGCUUUCUUGUUAUAGUCCCUAUCAUUAAGAUGGAGGCCAUUGAGUAAAGCACUGGAAGGAGGGAGGAAACUGAGAGCUUUCCCCAGUGAGGGGGAGUAUAUUAGAGAGGGGAGUGAGAGGUUGGGGAGAGGAUGUGUCUGUUUGUGUUGGAAUCAGUGGGCCUGUCAGACAAUAGAGAGAAGAAGGGAAAGUGAGGAAAGAGACACAGAGAGAGAAAGAGAGAUUCCAAAUGGAUAGCAUCUGGCAAAGGGACUCCAGACAUUGUGUCAAAGCCUGGGAGGCAGCCAAUGUGUAGCCCCAUAAUUUAUACACGGAGAACGUCUUUAUAAUCUCCAAACAAGACUGUCAUAGAACUGUAUUGUAGCUUAUUGAACACACCAAAUGUCUUAUUUGAAUGUACAUUUAUGAACCGUGAUCAUUUGGACUUAUCAGUGCUCACUGGAUGUAGUUGUGCACUUCUCAAAACGCUUUAAACACACUAUUGUGGUGUGUUUGUGUGUGCGUGCGUGAGUGCCCUGGUUAUGAACAUAUCCUAGACGAUGAAAUCUCAUUUUUACAUGUGAAUAUUAGAUUUCUUUGCUACUAUUUCACUAUUUAUUUUAUAUAAGUAAUUGUGUUAUCAUUAGUACAAGGCUACCCCAGAGAGGCACAAAGCACAGAGCUUAACUAAGAAAUUGAUGGAACAAAAGACGUGUAGGCAAAGUAUAAAUGCGUGUUAAUACAUUUUGUGUUCUAUUAUAUGUGUACACAUCUUGGGUCAACUGGUUUGUCUGGAUAAAACCAUAAUUAUAAUGAAACAGAAGACUGUCUGUCUCUGUCAAUCUCAGUGAAUAUUAGUGAGUUGAUGGUGCCCUCCAGUGGAUAUAAAUGUAACUGCAAGAAUGGAACAACAUUUAGCAUGGUUGUACAUUUGGCCCUUUGUUCUGGGUAAUACACAGUGCAUUCAGAAAAUAUUCACAACCCUUGACUUUUUCCACAUUUUGUUGUGUUACAGUCAGACUUGAAAAAAGCAGACAUUGGGUAUCCCUUUGAGCAGGGUGAAGUUAAUAUUACACUUUGGAUGGUGUAUCAGUACCAAGUCACUACCAGGGCCGGCUCCAGGCAUAAGCGACAUAAGCAAGUCGCUUAUGUGUGGGGUUUUUUGGAACUCAGUCGGGGUCUGAACUUACUGUUGCACGUUAGAAUAGUAGAAUACACAAGGUGCAAGUUAAAAGUGUGGUUGUGCAUCAGCAGGUUUUCCUCUUGUUUUGUCAGUCACUGACAGUCACUCAAUUAGCCAUGUCAGCGAACAAUUUUUAGAUAACUAAGUUUGUCUAAACUUGGGGCAUGUGCCCAGGGGCCCUUUUUUAGGACCUUAUCUUUUUAACCACAGAUCCUAGAAGUGUGCUGUUUUCACAUACAGUGCGUUUGGAAAGUAUUCAGACCCCUUGACUUUUUCCACAUUUUGUUAGGUUAAAGCCUUAUUCUAAAAGUGAUUAAAUAGUUUCCCCCCCGCAUCAAUCUACACACAAUACCACAUAAUGAAUAAGCAAAAACAGGUUUUCACAAUGUUUUGCUAAUUUCUUUAACAUAAGAAAACGGAAAAAUUAUAUUUACAUAAGUAUUCAGACCCUUUGGCAGUGAUUACAACUUUGAGUCUUCUUGGGUAUGAUACUACAAGCUUGGCACACCUGUAUUUGGGGAGUUUCUCCCAUUCUUCUCUGCAGAUCCUCUCAAGCUCUGUCAGGUUGGAUGGGGAGCAUGGCUGCACAGCUAUUUUAAGGUCUCUCCAGAUCGGGUUCAUGUCCGGGCUCUGGCUGGGCCACUCAAGGACACCUGUCCCAAAGCCACUUAGGGUUGUUGUCCUGUUGGAAGGCGAACCUUCACCCCAGUCUGAGGUCCUGAGCGCUCUGGAGCAGAUUUUCAUCAAGGGUCUCUCUGUACUUUGCUCCAUUCAUCUUUGCCUCGACCCUGACUAGUCUCCCAGUCUCUGCCGCUGAAAUACAUCCCCACAGCAUGAUGUUGCCACCACCAUGUUUCACCAUAGGGAUGGUGUAAAUAAGGCAUUUCUGUUUUUUAUUUGUAAUACAUUUUUGCUUUGUCAUUAUGGGGUAUUGUGUGUAGAGUCAAGGGGUCUAAAUACUUUCCGAAGGCACUGUAUGUCAAAUCAAAUCAAAUGUUAUUUGUCACAUACACAUGGUUAGCAGAUGUUAAUGCGAGUGUAGCGAAAUGCUUGUGCUUCUAGUUCCGACAAUGCAGUAAUAACCAACAGACACUGUGAUGAAGAUGAUGAAUACAAGGUUGAAAAGUGGCAGAAUAUCCAUUUCAAACACUCCACCCCAUGGCAAAAUGGGUAGAAUUGAAGAAAAUGUGAUUUAGAACCACUAAACCCCUCUCUGCCAAAUGGCAAAAUGAGCAGAAUUGCAUGAAAUGUGUUAUAAAAUUGCUACAUUUUCUCUCCACCCCAUGGCAAAAUGUGUAGAACUACAGAAAACUUGCUUGAAAAUGGCAACAUUUUCUGUACGCUUCAUGGCAAAAUGGGUAGAAUUACAAAUGAACUUUAAAACGUACAUUUUUUCUCUCUCUGCCGUCAAGAGGGGGUCUACUAAAACAUCUUGCCCUCUUGGUGACGGGGCCCCUCAACCAAAUCUCACUUAGGGCCCCGUAAGCCUAGAUCCAGCCCUGGCCACUACAAAGACGUGUCCUUUUUAACUCGAUACUAACCGAAAUGACAGUGAAAAGAAGGAAGCCUGUACAGAAUAAAAAAUAUUCCAUAACAUGCAUCCUGUUUGCAAUAAGGCACUAAAUUAAACCUGCAAAAAAAUGUGGCAAAGAAGUUAACUUUAUGUCCUGAAUACAAAGUGUUACUGUAUGUUUGGGGGAAACACAACACAACACUGAGUAUCACUCUUCAUAUUUUUAAGCAUGGUGGUGGCUGCAUCAUGUUAUAGGUAUGUUUGUCUUCGGCAAGGACUAGGGAGUUUUUAAGAGUAAAAAUAAACAUAAUAGAGCUAAGUACAGGCAAAAUCCUAGAGGAAAACCUGGUUGAGUGCUUUCCAACAGACCCUGGGGAGACAAGUUCACCUUUCAGCAGGACAAUAACCUAAAACACAAGGCCAAAUAUACACUGGAGUUGCUUACCAAGACGGCAUUGAAUGUUCCUGAGUGGCCUAGUUACAGAUGUAUCUUAAAUCCGCUUGACAAUCUAUGGCAAGACUUGAAAAUGGCUGUCUAGCAAUGAUCAACAACCAAUUUGACAGAGCUUGAAGAGUUUUUUAAAGAAUAAUGUGCACAUAUUGUACAAUCCAGGUGUGCAAAGCUCUUAGAGACCCAGAAAGACUCACAGCUGUAAUCGCUGCCAACAGGGAUUCUAACUUGUAUUGAAUCAGGGCUGUGAAUAUUUUAUGUCAAUUUGAUAUUUCUGUAUUUCAUUUUCAAUAAAUGUGCAGAAAUGUCUGAAAA
This is a messenger RNA of Oncorhynchus nerka (sockeye salmon), 4672 nucleotides long. Its product is annotated as ras-related protein M-Ras. Lineage: Eukaryota; Metazoa; Chordata; Actinopteri; Salmoniformes; Salmonidae. The record is from RefSeq and is a predicted model, not a curated record. Gene Ontology annotation, molecular function: GTPase activity; GTP binding; GDP binding. The transcript is spliced from 6 exons. Bases 173 to 799 code for a protein of 208 amino acids. Gene Ontology annotation, cellular component: plasma membrane. Gene Ontology annotation, biological process: Ras protein signal transduction.